Benincasa hispida (wax gourd) is the source of this 1062-nucleotide messenger RNA. RefSeq names its product RING membrane-anchor 3 (gene RMA3). Gene Ontology annotation, molecular function: ubiquitin protein ligase activity; metal ion binding. Gene Ontology annotation, cellular component: endoplasmic reticulum. Lineage: Eukaryota; Viridiplantae; Streptophyta; Magnoliopsida; Cucurbitales; Cucurbitaceae. Gene Ontology annotation, biological process: ubiquitin-dependent protein catabolic process. The record is from RefSeq and is a predicted model, not a curated record.
AUCGUUAGUCUCUCCAUCUCUCUAGAAUUGUUCUUGAAAUUCUCUCCGUCGAACAUUUUCUUCAUUUAAUUUCGGUCGGAGAUUGUCGUACGAAACCCUUGAGGUUCUUAUUUAACGAACGCAUUACUCUUUCUAUGGAACAAAAUUAUUCUGUACCUCACUCUGUAUCUGAGGCAUACUUAGAGUCUGAACAAGAUGUCUCUCUCAAGCAAAACUGGAAAUCUAUCUCAACUCAGUCAACAGUCUCAGAAGACGCAAAUGGUUGCUUCGAUUGCAACAUUUGCUUAGACUCAGCAGCUGAACCUGUUGUCACCCUCUGUGGUCACCUCUACUGCUGGCCGUGUAUUUACAAAUGGCUUCAUGUUCAAAUCUCCAGCAACAGACCCGAAAACACCCAGAACUGCCCUGUUUGUAAGGCUAGCAUUACUCCCUCCUCUUUGGUUCCCCUAUAUGGUCGUGGCACAUCAAACUCAGAUUCCGAAUCCAAGAAGUCUCACUUGGGUAUGGUUGUACCUCGAAGACCACCACCCUCAAUGAACACACCGCCCCAUUCCAAUGCAACCUCUGCAUUGCAUCCAAGCCAGGAGCUUCAUCCAAAUUAUGUCCGCUCGCCCUCACACCCAAUCUAUCACCAACAAUAUUUCCCCCAGGCCUACGGUGACUUUGCUUCAUACGCGCCGUCUUAUCUCGGUAAUGCCGUGAUAACGAGUCUGCUAAACCCGACAAUUGGGAUGUUUGGAGAAACAGUUUUCACUAGAAUUUUUGGUAGCGUGGAUGGGAACUUAUUGCCAUACCCACCAUACAACAACGCCAUCCCUGGAAAUGCCAGUACCAGAAUGAGAAGACAGGAAAUGCAGCUUGAUAAGUCUCUUAAUAGAGUUUCCAUCUUUCUAUUUUGCUGCUUUAUUAUCUGUCUUCUGUUAUUUUGAAAUUGGGAAUAGAUGUUGUGUGGAGAAGCAUGUGAUAUACAGAUAAACAACUAGAAUUUUGUUUGAUGGCUUUGCUGUGAGAAGUCAUCUAUAUGUACAGAAGGUUAACCUAAUAUCACAUAUUAUUUUGUAA